AUGGCGGACGCCUGUGAAGGAAACGGAAGUCCCCGCGUCUCCCUCACGCGCCUCCACCAGCCAGGCCAUGCCCUGGAGAAACCCCGAGUCUGGAAACCCCGAAGUAUGGCCACGUCAGGGACUCCAAAAAGACACCAGACGCGAUUAGAGCCGCGCCUGCUCGGGACGCCGCCAACGUCCCGCCACUUCUCCGAGCCGGAAGGGGGCAGCAAGAAGAAACGGAGCCUUUUUGCCCCCCGCAUCCCCCCCCCCAGAUGGAAACCUGAACCCGACUCAGCGACUGAAUAUCUUGAAGUGACCGGUGUGGAGCCGGUGGCCUAUAUUGAGCUCUGUGGAAAGACUUUUAUCUAUAAGCAUGGUCUAAAAUUACACCAAAGUCUCCAUCAAUCACAAAAGCAGUUCCAAUGUGAAUUAUGUGUUAAGUCAUUUGUUACCAAACGGAGUCUACAAGAACAUAUGAGUAUUCAUACAGGAGAGUCCAAUUACCAUUGCUCAGUUUGUGGAAAGUCUUUUCAUAGGGGCUCUGGACUAAGCAAGCAUUUCAAGAAACACCAGCCAAAGCCUGAGGUUCGAGGCUACCAUUGCACUCAAUAUGAAAAAAGUUUCUUUGAAGCUAGCGAUCUUCGUCAACACAUGAACAAACAUCUUGGUGUGAAGCCAUUCCAGUGCCAAUUUUGUGACAAGUGCUACAGUUGGAAAAAAGAUUGGUAUUCCCCUGUGAAGUCUUAUUCUGUCACUGAGCCUUAUAGGUAUAAUAUAUGUGGCAAAGAAUUUUAUGAGAAAGAUUUGUUCAGAAGACAUGUUAAGAAAGCUACCCAUGGGGAAAAAGGGAGAGCAAAACAAAACCUGGAACGGGUGUGUGAACAAUGUGGAAGAAAAUUCACUCAGUUGAGAGAGUAUAGAAGACACAUGAACAACCACGAAGAUGUUAAGCCAUUUGAGUGAUUAACAUGUGGAGUAGCUUGGGCUGAUGCCCGAUCUCUAAAACGUCACGUCAGAACACAUACUGGUGAACGGCCCUAUGUCUGUCCCGUAUGUAGUGAAGCCUACAUUGAUGCUCAAACACUCCGUAAACAUAUGACCAAAUUCCACAGAGACUAUGUGCCUUGCAAAAUUAUGCUGGAAAAAGAUACCCUUCAGUUUCAUAACCAAGGAACUCAAGUGGAACAUGCUGUUAGCAUCUUAACAGCAGACAUGCAUGGACAAGAAAGUAGUGGUCCUCAAGAACUUGAGACUGUGGUAGUGACAGGAGAAACUAUUGAAGCUCUGGAGGCUGUUGCAGCCACUGAAGAGUGCCCAUCGGUAUCUACGCUUUCUGACCAAAGUUUUAUGCAAGUAGUGAAUUACGUAUUGCCACAACAGCAAGGACAGAAGCUGUCUGAAGUUGCAGAAGCCAUUCAAACUGUUGAAGUAGAGGUGGCACAUAUUGCAGAAGCAGAAUGA
Nycticebus coucang (slow loris) is the source of this 1443-nucleotide messenger RNA. Its product is annotated as zinc finger and BTB domain-containing protein 11-like. NCBI's taxonomy places the organism in Eukaryota, Metazoa, Chordata, Mammalia, Primates, Lorisidae. The record is from RefSeq and is a predicted model, not a curated record. The transcript has 4 exons.